GGCUUCUCCCUGCCCCACGCGGUCAGCAAGCUGCACGUGGCGGGGAGGGACAUCACGGAGCACCUCACGCGGCUGCUGCAGGCGGACGGGCGCGCCUUCCCCUGUGCGCUGCCCCGGGCCCUGGUGGAGGACAUCAAGGAGAAGCUGUGCUACGUCGCCCGGGAGCCCGAGCAGGAGCUGUCGCGGCGGGCGGAGGAGGUGCUGCGGGAGUACAAGCUGCCGGACGGGAACAUCGUCUGCAUCGGGGACCAGCUGUUCCAGGCGCCCGAGGCCCUGUUCGCGCCCGAGCAGCUGGGCGUCCAGACCCCGGGCCUCUCCCGCAUGGUCUCCUGCAGCAUCGGCAAGUGCGACGCCGACAUCCAGGGCGCCCUCUACGGGGAGAUCGUGCUGUCGGGGGGCAGCACCCUGUUCCAGGGGCUGGACGACCGGCUCCUGAAGGAGCUGGAGCAGCUGGCCAACAAGGGGACUCCCAUCAAGAUCACGGCGCCCCCCGACAGGUGGUUCUCCACGUGGAUCGGCGCCUCCAUCGUCACCUCCCUGAGCAGCUUCAAGCAGAUGUGGGUCACCUCCGCCGACUUCCAGGAGUUCGGGACCUCGGUGGUUCAGAGGAGGUGCUUCUGA
Molecule: messenger RNA, 621 nt
Organism: Myotis davidii
Lineage: Eukaryota; Metazoa; Chordata; Mammalia; Chiroptera; Vespertilionidae
Gene: ACTRT2
Product: actin related protein T2
Exons: 1
Source: RefSeq, a predicted model, not a curated record